Messenger RNA from Indicator indicator, 831 nucleotides. RefSeq names its product chromosome 35 C1orf74 homolog (gene C35H1orf74). The coding region runs from base 1 to 831 and encodes 276 amino acids. The record is from RefSeq and is a predicted model, not a curated record. The transcript has a single exon. NCBI's taxonomy places the organism in Eukaryota, Metazoa, Chordata, Aves, Piciformes, Indicatoridae.
AUGGGCUCGGCGGAGGCCCCGGCAGGUGCUGCCUUAUUGGCGCCGCGGCUGGUAGCGGCGGCUCGGGAAGAGCUGGCGGCUGGGGCCGGGCGGCGGCGGCGGUGGUUGCCGGCAGCCCGAGCCUUGCAGCUGGCCGGCGAGGUGCUGGCGGUGGCGGCGGGGCUGAAGCCGGCCUUGUUGUACGACUGCAGCGCGGCGGGGAUGGCCGAGCUGCGGCGGUACCUGGCUCGGUUGAGGGAGGCAGGGCUGGCCCCGAGCCGCCUGCAUUUGUUGGGUGUGGAAGGCUCGGCCCUGCUGCUGCACUCGGGGCUCGUCCGGCGGAGGCUGACGGCUGUGCUGCGAGCCCACCCUGCACCCUUCAUGGAUGUCUCUGCGGGGCGGCAUUGUCCCGUUCUCUGCGGGCCGGUGGAGGCUGAGGCCAUCAAGGGACACCUCGCUGCCCUCCUCGCUCACCUGGGGGCUGCAGAGGCUUCCAGCGCUGGCCCUCUGUCCUCCAGCGAGGUUGUCCCCACGGGCUGGAACCUCUGCACCAUCGUCGGGGUGCUGCUGGGCUACCCGGUGGCAUACACCUUCGCCAUGGAGGAGGGGGAGAACUGCCUGGCAAUGACACCGCUGAGAGUGUUCACAGUCCAGGCUUCCUGUCCCAGGAUAAGUGACAGUCUCAGAGUCCAGAUCUACUCCUUCAGUAUCCCGGAGAUCCUCUGCAUGGAGCUGAAGGAGGUGCUGGACACCUGGUGUGGUGAGCUGAAAGAAGCCUUCAGUGCUCAGAGAGACUUUGUAGACCUCCGCAUUGCAAGCGAGGUGGUGUCGCUGCCAGCCGUUGCCUUGUAA